Trichobilharzia regenti is the source of this 339-nucleotide messenger RNA. Lineage: Eukaryota; Metazoa; Platyhelminthes; Trematoda; Strigeidida; Schistosomatidae. The record is from the annotation of a GenBank genome assembly.
AUGAGUACUCAUCAAGCUUCAGUUGCUGGACCCCAAUGUUCUGAAACCUUGCAACAAAUGAAAAACAAUAAAGAACUAUUAAAACAGGCUUUUCGUGCUGUCAAAGAAAGCUGCGAUCGUCUACUGCCGUCGGAUAUGUCCGAUCUUAUUCCAUAUGCAGACAAACCUAUACAAAGUCGGGAGGUCAGCACAGAUAUAAAGAUACUGAUUGCGGCUCGAGAAAAAGCAAUCAAAAGACUUCUAGCAGUGACAGCUGAGUUGGAAAAACUGCGUCGUGGUUUAACGAAAACAAUAUGGGAACUAAACGACUUAUCUGACCCAUGUAUAUUAAAUUCAUAA